AUGUGUGGAAUCUUUGGCUACAUUAACUACCUUGUCGAGCGGGACCGUGAGUUCAUUAUCAAUACUCUUCUCAAUGGAUUGUCCCGCCUGGAGUACCGGGGUUACGAUUCGGCCGGUAUGGCCGUGGAUGGUGACAAGAAGAACGAAGUGCAAGCAUUCAAGGAGGUAGGAAAGGUCGCCAAGUUGCGGGAGCUCAUUGCCGAGAGCAAGCCCGACAUGACCAAGACCUUUGAAUCGCACGCCGGUAUUUCUCACACCCGUUGGGCCACCCACGGCACUCCCUCCCGCCAGAACUGCCACCCCCACCGAUCCGAUCAGACUUGGGAAUUCGCCGUGGUUCACAAUGGUAUUAUUACCAAUUACAAGGAAUUAAAGGCUCUGCUGGAGUCCAAGGGCUUCCGCUUUGAGACCGAGACGGAUACCGAAUGUAUCGCCAAGCUUGCCAAAUACCUUUAUGAUCAACACCCCGAUAUCGACUUCACUGUUUUGGCCAAGGCCGUCAUCAAGGAGCUGGAGGGUGCUUUCGGUCUGUUGCUCAAGUCUGUCCACUACCCCCAUGAGGUCAUUGCCGCCCGCAAGGGUUCUCCCUUGGUUAUCGGUGUGAGAACUUCGAAGAAGAUGAAGGUGGACUUUGUCGAUGUGGAAUUCUCGGAAGAGGGUGCUCUUCCUGCGGAGCAGGCCUCCCAGAAUGCCGCAAUCAAGAAGUCCGCCACCAGCCUCCUGGCCCCGCCAGACAAGUCCCUCCUGCACCGCUCCCAAUCGCGGGCCUUCCUUUCCGAUGACGGUAUUCCUCAGCCCGCUGAAUUCUUCCUCUCGUCCGACCCUUCCGCUAUCGUGGAGCACACCAAGAAGGUGCUGUACCUGGAGGAUGAUGACAUUGCCCAUAUUCAUGAGGGCCAACUGAACAUCCACCGUCUGAGCAAGGAUGAUGGCACCUCCAAUGUCCGCGCCAUUCAGACUAUUGAGCUGGAGCUGCAGGAGAUCAUGAAGGGCAAGUUUGACCACUUCAUGCAGAAGGAGAUCUUUGAGCAGCCAGAGUCCGUGGUCAACACCAUGCGUGGCCGCUUGGAUGCCGUCAACAAGAAGGUCACCCUGGGUGGUCUCCGUCAAUACAUUUCCACCAUCCGUCGCUGCCGUCGCCUCAUUUUCAUUGCCUGUGGUACUAGCUACCAUUCGUGUAUGGCCGUGCGUGGAGUUUUUGAGGAACUGACGGAGAUCCCUAUUGCCGUCGAGCUGGCCUCCGACUUCCUUGACCGCCAGGCGCCGGUCUUCCGUGAUGAUACCUGUGUAUUUGUCUCCCAGUCCGGUGAGACCGCAGACUCGCUGAUGGCCCUCCGCUACUGUCUGGAGCGUGGUGCCCUGACUGUGGGUAUUGUGAACGUGGUCGGAUCCUCCAUCUCUCUUCUCACUCACUGUGGUGUUCACAUUAACGCUGGCCCUGAGAUUGGUGUUGCUUCUACCAAGGCCUACACUUCUCAGUUCGUUGCCAUGGUCAUGUUUGCCUUGUCCCUCAGUGAGGACCGUGCCUCAAAGCAAAAGAGACGGGAGGAGAUUGUCGAGGGUCUCGGCAAGGUUUCGGAGCAGUUCCGGGAGAUUCUGAAGCUCAAUGAGCCCAUCAAGGAGAUGUGUGCCAAAUUCUUCAAGGACCAGAAGAGUCUGCUUCUGUUGGGCCGUGGUGCCCAGUUCCCCACUGCCCUCGAGGGUGCGCUCAAGAUCAAGGAGAUUUCUUACCUUCACUGCGAGGCUGUUAUGUCUGGUGAACUGAAGCACGGUGUCUUGGCCUUGGUGGACGAGAACCUGCCUAUCAUUAUGAUCUUGACUCGUGACAACUUGUUCACCAAGUCUCUGAACGCCUAUCAACAGGUCAUUGCCCGCGGUGGCCGCCCCAUUGUGAUUUGCAACCAGGAUGACCCUGAGUUCUCUUCCGCACUGACCGAGAAGAUCGUUGUCCCCAAGACUGUGGAUUGCCUCCAGGGUCUAGUCAACGUGAUUCCUUUGCAGCUGAUCUCGUACUGGUUGGCUGUUGGUGAGGGUUUGAACGUGGACUUCCCUCGCAACCUGGCCAAGUCUGUCACGGUUGAGUAA
Molecule: messenger RNA, 2085 nt
Organism: Penicillium pulvis
Lineage: Eukaryota; Fungi; Ascomycota; Eurotiomycetes; Eurotiales; Aspergillaceae
Gene: gfa1
Product: glutamine--fructose-6-phosphate transaminase (isomerizing) GFA1
Exons: 6
Coding region: 1-2085 (694 amino acids)
Biological process (GO): protein N-linked glycosylation; UDP-N-acetylglucosamine metabolic process; fructose 6-phosphate metabolic process
Molecular function (GO): L-glutamine:D-fructose-6-phosphate transaminase (isomerizing) activity; carbohydrate derivative binding
Source: RefSeq, a predicted model, not a curated record